Molecule: messenger RNA, 643 nt
Organism: Rangifer tarandus platyrhynchus (Svalbard reindeer)
Lineage: Eukaryota; Metazoa; Chordata; Mammalia; Artiodactyla; Cervidae
Source: the annotation of a GenBank genome assembly
GAUGGACUGGUCCUCCCUAGGGAACCUGAAAGCGAUCUGUCCCAAAGCCGCGCUGUGCGCCCAGCUCUCGCUGUUCGCUUCUGGCCGUGGGGACCCCGGUCCACGCAAAGCCACGGGGGAAAUGGCCUUGCACUUGGAGAAGACCGCGCGGCUGGCGGUGCGGGGCUGGAGUUCGCGGGGAGCUCCCCGCCGCGUGCAGGCGCUCGGGCGCCCCGGGCGGCUGGGCUCCGCGUCCCGGGACGCCCAGCUCCGGACGGUGACACCCCCGCGCGUCCCGGGCGAGCUCCCCGCGUCCCAGCCCGACAUGCGGGGCGUGGGGCCCCGGGAAGCCGAACCCGCCGGCGCCCGGCCGCCCCCACUCACACGCCCCGACCCUCGGAAACUUCAGACAAACCCGGGGGCUCCGCACCCUUCACAGACCCGCCAGGACCCACCUUCGGGGAUUCCGGGAGCCCCCGGCCCGCGCCUCAUUUUGCAUGCAGAUCACCCACAAUGCUCUAGCAGGGCCGCCCGCAGCUCCUGCAAUUCCACCGAAAAGGAAAAGGCUCUUUUCUUGACAAAGUUCAUCUGCUUAAUGGUUUUCUUUUCUAACAGUCAGGGUCGUACGUUACAAGGAAUCAGGAACGGCCUCUCCCCUCUGUAG